Cokeromyces recurvatus is the source of this 1940-nucleotide messenger RNA. Its product is annotated as armadillo-type protein. Lineage: Eukaryota; Fungi; Mucoromycota; Mucoromycetes; Mucorales; Mucoraceae. Gene Ontology annotation, biological process: NLS-bearing protein import into nucleus. The transcript has 7 exons. The record is from RefSeq and is a predicted model, not a curated record. Gene Ontology annotation, cellular component: nucleus. Gene Ontology annotation, molecular function: protein binding; nuclear import signal receptor activity. Bases 31 to 1797 code for a protein of 588 amino acids.
UUUUUUUUUUUUUCUUUAAAGAUUAUCAUUAUGGUAGUCAAUGAAUUUGAACCUGAUGACGUUUUAAGAGAUUUAAAUAGAAAAUUUGCCAAUGUUUCUUUAGAAAACCAAAUUGAUGAUACUGCAAAAGUAGUAUUAAAUAGUAACGAUAUUUAUGAAUGUAGAAAUGUACUUUUAUCCUCAGAUGAUUACCAAUUACGUCAAAUUGCUAUAAAGAAUAUACGAAGAUAUCUUACGCAAAAUAUUUCACUAAGUCGAAUUGAAAUGGUGUUUGAACUUGAUAUUGACGAAAUACUCAAGACUAUUUUGGAGACUCCCGGUUAUGAUGAGUUAAAGUAUGAAGCUGCUUGGAUUAUCACCAACUUGGCUUAUGGAACAAGAGAGCAUACAGCAAAAUUAGUUGAUUCAGGUGUAAUUAAUUCGUUAGUCUAUUGCUUUCGAAAUUCAGAAAAUUUUAGAGUUAAAUCACAGUCUGCAUGGGCAUUAGCCAAUGUGUCUAUUGAAUCACCUUCAUAUCGAGAACGUAUGGCUCAAAGUAACUUGAUAAGUGACAUUGCACAAGCGUUGACUAUUAAAUGUGAAAUUGUCUAUAAUAAAUUAAAUGCGGAGCUUGAUCAGGAACAGAUCCCAAUCGAUGAACGUGGACAGAUUAGAUGUAAAAGUAAAGAGGAUAGCGACGAUGUAAAAGAUCUAACUUGGUCUUUGGCAAAUAUAUGCCGAGGAGGAUUCAAGACGAUUGAACAUUGGGAACAAUAUUUAGUAGCAGUCAAUGCAUUUUCUCAAUGUAUUCAUUUUGAUAAUGAAGAAAUUUGGACUGAAGCAUGUUGGGGAUUAUCAAGAAUUCUUAGUAAUAUGUACAACUAUGAUCCAUUUUUUCAUUCCUGGAAUUUACAUCCUCGAUUAUGUCCAAGAUUGGUUAAUUUAUUAAGAAAUCAACCUUCUGAUGCUAUUUUACCCGUAUUGCAAACUAUCAGUAACUUUUCUUCUGGACCUAAUGAAUAUAUUGAAAUUUUACUUAAUGCAGAUCUUUUAAAUAAUAUAUGGUGGUACUUGUCCCCUGAUACAAUACCACAGUUACGUAGGAAUGCCAUGUUAACUAUUUCUAAUUUGGCAGCAGGUAGUGAACAAAUGCUACGUAAAGUGGUUUAUAAUGAGAAUAUUAUGCAAGGAGUGAUAGCCCAUCUCGUUAUACCUGGCCAUAUAUAUUAUCCAGAAGAACGUAAUUGGUUUUCAUCAGCAAAAGCAAUUAAUCCAGAAUCUAAAGAAGAAUGGCGAAUACUUAAAGAAGCCCUUUGGGUUUUAACAAAUAUCACCACAUUAGCUAAUGAUGAUUGUAUUUGUGCUUUGUUAAGAAGUUAUCCCAAAUUAAUCAAGCUGUUAGCUUCAUUAUUAUUUUUCUCCAGAUUACCAGAACCUAUUAUACUAAAGAUAGUUGAAACAUUAAUACAUAUUAUUGACCGUACAAAUAAGAUUGUUGAAUUAACACCACCUGUACAACCUAUUCCAAGAAAUCAUUAUGCGGAAGAAAUGGUAAGAGAAGAUAUUAUACCUGCACUUCGCUUUUUAUCUCAGCAUAUAGAUGAUCCAGCACUUUCAUCACAAAUAGAGCUUCUUAAUGAACUUAUGAUGUCUAGCUUUCCUCAGCACUAUAAUUCAAAUGAUCAUCUUGCAGUCACAUUUGGAUUAUCUUCAAGAGGAAUUCAGUUAGCAAAACCUGACGUUAGACGUAUAGUGCAUGGAUUUGAAGAUGGUGACGUUCGAUUGAUUGAAGAUGCUAUUGUUAGAAUACAACUUUAAUCCUAUUAUUCCACACCACUCAGACAGAAGAAAAGAAAGCAAAAAGAAAAAAAAAAGAAAAAAAAAACUCGCUAGUUUUCAUGUUUACCCCUUUUUAUGAUACACGAAUAAUAUUUUCGCUCGAAAAAAAAACAUAAUAAUAA